AUGUCACCUUCGUGGUUUCCUUGUUAGGACGCGAACACUCCGCAGAAGGGGACGCGGCCCUGCUCCUCAGUCACAUGCCCGUGUGAGGAUCAGCUGACGGACUCUCCUCUUCCUCCUCCAUCAUCAGACUGACAGCGCCUCCUCACACUCUGGUUCCUCUCCACCUUUACCUCUGUGGCGUCUGAUCGGACAUCGGAGCCACAGUCUCCCGCCGACCCUGCAGCUCGGAUACAUGUUGUUGGAGUGGAUGAUGAACGGACACGCCAUUCUUUACACGGGGGUCACUUUGGCCUUCUGGAGCACCAUACUCAUCGUCGGCAUCUGCUACACCAUAUUUGACCUGGGUUUCCGCUUUGAUGUGGCAUGGUUCCUCACGGAGACCUCUCCCUUCAUGUGGGCCAAUCUGGGAAUUGGUUUGGCCAUUUCUCUGUCAGUGGUGGGAGCUGCCUGGGGGAUUUACAUCACAGGCUCAAGCAUCAUUGGUGGUGGUGUCAAGGCUCCACGAAUCAAGACCAAGAAUUUGGUUAGCAUCAUCUUCUGUGAAGCUGUUGCGAUCUAUGGGAUCAUCAUGGCCAUUGUAAUCAGCAACAUGGCCGAGAACUUCAGUGGAACAACCCCUGAGACCAUCGGAGCAAGGAACUAUCAAGCUGGUUACUCCAUGUUUGGAGCCGGUCUGACUGUGGGCUUUUCCAACCUCUUCUGUGGCAUCUGUGUCGGCAUCGUGGGCAGCGGAGCAGCUUUGGCAGACGCCCAGAACGCCAGCCUCUUCGUCAAGAUUCUCAUCGUGGAGAUCUUCGGCAGUGCCAUUGGCCUGUUUGGUGUAAUUGUAGCCAUUCUGCAGACGUCGAAAGUAAAGAUGGGCGACUAGAGGGCUUUCACACGCUGAGAAGAUGAAAAGACACUGCUGGAAAAAAAAAAGAUGGAUUAUUGUGUAUAUACAUCGUAAAUUAUUUAAAUGUCUCUAUUUGCCUCGUUUUUUUUAACCAUUAUUCAUUCAAGAGUCGUUGGUGCAUCCUUUUGAAGUUGGAGCGAGAAAAUGUCAAUUAGCGCAAACAAAACCGUACAUUACAUGAAAGAUUGUACAUUAAGAUCUGUUGCAAGUCUAGUCAUUUACCUGCUUGAGUCAUAUUCAUAGCAUAAACAUUUCUCGACCACUCUUGGAUGAAUGAUGAGUUAAAAAUGACACUAGAGUAUUUGAAAACAUUUGUGUGUGUGUGUAUGUGUGUGUGCGAGUGUGUGUACACUGGAUACGUGAUUUCUUUUUUUCUAUUUUCCUGUGAAGCAUGAGUGUUUCCCUUUGUGUUUGUAGCCGGGUCUGUCAUUUUUCUUCUUCUUUUUUUGUUGUUGCAUCUGUUCUUUGCUAAUAAGCAAGUGGUCCUUACUCCACAUCGUGGCCCAAAUCCAGUAUUUGUCAGGUUUCUUACUUUAAAAUCCAGAGAGAAUCUGAGGUUUUGAAUUAAAAACCAUUAGAGAGGUAAGAGGACGGAUCACAGCAGCAGAUCUGCUCUGAAUAUGUCAUCCUGUCAUUCACUUUCUUCAUUUGAAAUCCAUGAGGUUCUUGAACGUAGCUGCCAGCCACUACUCCCAGUUUUUCCCCAGAGUCUCCUCGACUUUUUGAGUUCAGUCUUUCAGUUGAUUUUUAGAAGGUAAAUAAAGAUGGCCGUGCUUUGAAGAUGGUUUUAGACAUCAACAAACAAAACUUCUGUCCUCUUUCUCUGUAGAUUCUUCAGCCUUGUCUUUAGACUGGAAAGGGGAAUCAUUUAUUUUUAUAAAGCAUUAUUAACUUAAACUUGAUUGUAAGUGCGUGAAGUCUUUCAGAAAAUAUUACCGUAUUGAUGCACUUGUCCGCUGACGUGUAUUUUUAGCAAUCUCAGGUGCUCUGAUGUCCAAGACUCUGGGUAAAAAUUAUGGACUUGUACCUUAUCAACUCACAGAUUUAAAAAUGCAUUUCCACCAAAAUCAUCAGGUGAGAUUAAUAUCAAAUGUAAACUGUUCACAUCUGUUUUCCUAUAUGUUUUCUAACAUUCCUUUGUGUGUGUAAAUCUGACUUGUGUGUGUGUAGAGUGCGCAUUGACUCCUGGUAUAUCACAACACAGCUCUUUACUCUUCAUGUUACUGUCAGCUGGCUGCUGUACAGUGUUUCAGGUGGAUUUCUUUAAUGGUAACUAAGAAAUCUGGGUAAACAAGUUAUUUUUCAUGAGGUUUCCUGAACCUUUGGCUGCCAGCUGACAGUAGAAUAGAGUGGAUGUGGACACCGAGUGCAAAAUGCUGCAAUAUUCAGUCUCAUGUUUGUUGGUGACAUCUUUAGAAACACAUUUUGUUCUUUAGGCAUCAUUCCACAUGGGUGACAGACCACAGCUCGUUGUGAAUUGUCUGAAAUCUUUCUUUGACUCUCCUUGUGAAGCUCUGAAAGUGAAUAGCAAACGUUGAUUCUAACAUGGGGGGGGGCUGAGUAGACGAAAGAAUAUGUAGACCCGACCUCUCAAUUGUGUCUCGACUGCAGAAUCAUCUUUCCCCUUUACGAUGGUUUUAUGAUUAAACCAAGAUAAAACUGCACCAGGCUCCGUACCAAACCCCUGGCUUUCAGUGACUGUAGUUGGUACUGUGUGUUUUCUUUGUUGAUGUGAUGGUGAUCAGAAAAUAACUGAUGUUUUUGACGUUGUGUAUAAUAAGAAAAACAGAUCUUCCUUCUGGCUUCAUUAAUGUCCUUGAGAAAAAUAAAAUGGUCCAAUCAAGAUCUCUGAUUCAACUGAA
Molecule: messenger RNA, 2754 nt
Organism: Paralichthys olivaceus (Japanese flounder)
Lineage: Eukaryota; Metazoa; Chordata; Actinopteri; Pleuronectiformes; Paralichthyidae
Gene: atp6v0b
Product: ATPase H+ transporting V0 subunit b
Biological process (GO): proton transmembrane transport
Cellular component (GO): proton-transporting V-type ATPase, V0 domain; membrane
Molecular function (GO): proton-transporting ATPase activity, rotational mechanism
Source: RefSeq, a predicted model, not a curated record